UCCUGCAUCCUCGCAUCGCAUUCCCCUGCUCACGCCGGCCUGCCGCUCGCUCGUGCGGGCCUACGUUGUACCACCAAGAUAUCGAUAGACAGCAAGUAGUAUAACUUACGCAAGAAAACCCAAGAAAAUGAAGACUCGCAAAAUCCUCGCUCGGUCGCCAAAGGGCGGCUGCCGCGAAGCCUAACUUAUACGACUCUGGCGUCGGUGGCUACCGAUGCCGGGGGCUAUUAUCUGUCGUCGUCGAAUUUUUCGUCGUCUUGGCUGGCUCCCCGGGUGCGCACGCAGGCGCUCUACCACGUCGUGUGUCUUGGAUUUUGGGACUUUGCUCGCAUCAUCGUAUCUGGUCUCCCCCUGUCGUGUCGAUCACCUCCCCCUACUCCAUUUCUAUCAUACCGUGUCCCCGCUGCCGUUUCUGCUUUUGUUGGCCGGGGACGUAUUACGCUCGCCGAGGUACUUCGUUUGCCCCCCUUCCUUCGCUCCGCUCCCCCCUCCCCUUCCUCCACACGCCUCUACCCUCGGCGAGCUGCUCAGGUGUAUCAAUAACCACAAUGUCGAUUACCUCGUCGUCUCCUCUUCGGUUCUACAGUUGUACCCUAUUUACUCCGUCCGGCAGCGUUGUGAGGUAGCUCGCGGCGCCGCCGGCGGGGGCCCGUAUUGUUACGAUAGACCUUGUCUACUAUUUACGCCUCUUCCUUCCGAGUUUAUUUUUUCUUCCUCGAGACCCGUUCUCCCCUUCCGCUAUCUGUGCAUGACUUAUUGUGGGCGUCUUGCCGGUGUACGCUGUUGGACUGCUGUGAGUGUCAUUCCGAGCCCAGAGUCCGUGAGUGCUGUAACUGACCUGCGCUUCCUCACCAGCCCCGUCUAUAUUAUACAACAUAUCGCGCAUACCCAACACUACUCCCCAAUACUGUCCACCCGCCGGGCCCUCGUCACUGGCGCUCCCUCGCGAGCGUCAGGCUGUACAUACAAGAUAUCUGGCGACACCCGGUGGUCUUGGGUCUCACACCACACUCCAACAACACUACCACGCUCCUUAAAUCCAAUGGAAUCCUCUUGUUGUCCUAGUUCGCCGAAUACGUAUAUAUACAACAACGACUUAGACCUGUGUCUCGAUCGCCGUGGAUCGCCCCUCCCGACGUGGAGGGUGCGAUGUGUCCCUCAGCUACGUGUUUCCGGUUCUGGUUCCCGUGUCUCCUAUUCCCUUCCCAGUGUCCGUAUUCCUACCCGACUCCUUCGCCUCGUGGUCGACAUUUGACCCUCGCUCUGCAUCGCGCCUCCGCACGGCGCAGCGGUACACCGGCACUCACCCACUUGUAUCAGUACGGCCGUCGUCAUCUGUACCGCUAGCCGCAUCCAUACCCGCACUCGUAUCCACUCUCCGCUGUAUCUGGCUCUCGCUCUCGCAUCGCUGCAUCUCACCCCCUCACGCAUGCCUUUUACGCCAUGUCACGAUUAUGCGGAGUGCGUUGGGUCGGUCGGCGGAGCAG
Messenger RNA from Fomitopsis serialis, 1487 nucleotides. RefSeq lists its product as uncharacterized. Lineage: Eukaryota; Fungi; Basidiomycota; Agaricomycetes; Polyporales; Fomitopsidaceae. The coding region runs from base 215 to 1255 and encodes 346 amino acids. The transcript has a single exon. The record is from RefSeq and is a predicted model, not a curated record.